This is a messenger RNA of Cololabis saira (Pacific saury), 946 nucleotides long. RefSeq names its product carbohydrate sulfotransferase 12-like. The record is from RefSeq and is a predicted model, not a curated record. The transcript is spliced from 3 exons. Gene Ontology annotation, biological process: carbohydrate biosynthetic process; proteoglycan biosynthetic process. The annotation marks the transcript as partial. Gene Ontology annotation, molecular function: sulfotransferase activity. Lineage: Eukaryota; Metazoa; Chordata; Actinopteri; Beloniformes; Belonidae. Gene Ontology annotation, cellular component: membrane.
CUACAGGUGGCGUGUACCCACUGGAAGAAGGUGAUGUAUGUUCUUAAGCAGAAUGAGCCAUAUCCUGACCUCACAUCUCUCCAAAAUGUCUCAAUCCACACCGGGAACAAGUUCUCCUUCCUCAGCAGCUUUUCCAAAACAGAGAUUAAGGUGAGGCUUAAGCAUUACACCAAGUUCCUGUUUGUCCGUGACCCAUUUGUCCGUCUCAUCUCUGCCUACCGGGACAAGUUCGGAAAGAACAAUCAAUAUUUCUAUGAGCUUUUUGCCAGGGACAUUCUGCGUCUCUAUGGUAACGAAACUAAUCCACCAAAGACAGUUAAGGAGGCGUUAGCAUUAGGUCUGCGCCCCUCAUUUCACAACUUUAUUCAGUACCUGCUGGACCCAAAGACCGAGAGGAAUGAGCCCUUUGAGCCGCACUGGAGGCAGAUGCAUCGCCUGUGUCACCCCUGCCUCAUACCGUAUGAUUUUGUUGGCCACCAGGAGACUCUUCAGGAAGAUGCUCAGGAGCUUCUAGAGAUCUUGAAGCUGCACAAUGACAUUAAGUUCCCUCCCUCCUACGUAAACAUGACGUCUCCCGACUCUGUCAUGAACUGGUUCAGAACGGUUCCUCUGGAGGACAGGAGGAGGCUGUACAAACUUUAUGAGAGGGACUUUCAACUCUUUGGUUACAGAAGACCAGAUGAACUUCUUGAUGGCUGAAAUACAUUCAAGAAUAAACAAUAAUGUUAUUUUUGUCAACAAUAACAGCUGAUGUCAUUUGAAACUCAAUGAAGCUGUAAAACUGAUUCAUGGACUUGGUUUUUAUUUUUAUUAGUUUUAUCAUUUAUUUAAAUCAGAGCAAUAUCUUCAGUCAAAUAAAUGUUUACUUUUUAUAAUAUUUGACUUAUAUUGAAGAUGGUUUAAUGAUCUGUACGGUGUACAUAUAGAAUAAAGCUCCUUCAGCUUA